AUUUCUCAAAGCCUCAAGAAUGGGAAAAAUGGAUAAGAAGGUUUGAAAGAUUUCGCAUUGCCAGUAACCUGAACGCAAGCUCUGAAGAAAAUCAAAUAAAUACGUUGAUUUACUGCAUGGGAGAUGAAGCAGAUGACGUUAUGCGAGGAUUAAGCGUGCCUGCAGACCGACGAGGGACGUAUCAGGGAGUGAGAGAUGGCUUCCAAGCAUUUUUCAUUGUGAAGAAAAUUGUAAUCUACGAACGUGCAAAAUUCAACUUGCGGAAGCAGGAAGAAAAUGAAACCGUGGAUGCAUUUGUUACUGCACUGUAUGCAUUAGCAGAACACUGUGGCUAUGGAGCACUUCAUGACGAGCUGAUUCGUGAUCGACUCGUGGUUGGUCUGUCCGAUAAGCGCCUGUCAGAACGCAUGCAGCUUGACCCGGAUCUCACCCUGGAAAAAGCUAUCAACAUGGCUAGACAGAGCGAGGAAGUGAAAAGGCAGCAAUCUUCACUGCAAAAUGACACCAGAACACAGCACGGAGAUGCCAAAUGUGUCGACAGGGUGCACAAAAGCAGCCAAAAGGUUAAAACCAAAUCACAUCCAGACUUCAAACAGAGCAAACCAUGGAGGACUCAACACAACAAACCAAACCCACAGUGUCAUAAGUGUGGCAGCUCUUCACCCCAUCCAAAACGUGAGUGUCCAGCUAAUGAAACUACAUGCCAUGCAUGUGGAAAAAAAGGCCAUUACAUAAGAGUGUGCAAAAAUAGAAAGACUUUGCAUGAAGUGGAAGAAGAUGUCGAUGCUUUAUUCCUUGGUAGCGUUACCAGCAAUGGAGAGCCGUGGAUGGUAGACCUCCACAUAAACAAUAAAAGCGUGUCAUUUAAAAUAGACACAGGAGCCGACGUAACAGUUUUGCCACUUCAGGUGUUCAGAAAAAUCUUCAAAAACAGCAUCCCACCCACUCUUCAGAAAUCAACCAAGCCUCUGCUAGGACCUGGGAGAAAGCCAUUAAACGUUCUUGGAUACACAGAGCUGAACCUUCAGAAAGGAGAAAAAGAAGCAAAAGAGGUUGUGUACAUCCUGAAACACCUGCACACAGCACUGCUGGGAAGACCAGCUAUUCACAAGUUGGAGCUAGUUGCUCGCUUAGACAACCUGACCAUAGAGACGCUAAAAACCAGCUACCCAAAACUGUGCAGUGGCCUUGGUGAAGUGAAACAGCCAUAUAACAUCAAGUUAAAGCCAGAUGCUCAGCCUUUCUCACUAAAGACACCUCGGAGAGUUCCACUGCCACUCAUGGACAAAGUUAAGAAAGAACUGUCCCGCAUGGAAGACUUGGGUGUGAUUAGCAGAAUCGAGGAGCCAACAGACUGGUGUUCUGGCAUGGUGGUGGUACCCAAAAAGAAAACUGACAAGGUGCGUAUUUGUGUUGAUCUCACACACCUUAACCGUUCAGUGUGUCGGGAAAAAUACAUUCUGCCUUCAGUGGAAGAAACACUUGGCAGACUAGCUGGAGCCAAAAUUUUUAGCAAGCUAGAUGCUAAUAUGGGAUUUUGGCAAAUUCCCCUCACAGAAGAGUCAGCGAAAUAUACCACCUUUAUUACCCCCUUUGGCCGUUAUUAUUUUAAGCGGCUACCCUUCGGCAUUGCUUCUGCUCCGGAACAUUUCCAGAACAGAAUGUCAGAAGUCAUUGACAGUCUGGAGGGUGUGGUUUGCCACAUGGAUGACGUACUGGUCUGGGGCAGAACACAAGAGGAGCAUGACAGUCGCCUACAUGGCGUGCUCAAGAGGUUGCAGGAGGCAGGCAUUUCACUGAAUGUGGAAAAAUGUGACCUGUCAAAGCAAGAAGUGACUUUUCUAGGACAUGUCAUCACAACCAAUGGCAUCAGUCCUGACCCAAGCAAGACGGAAGCAGUGAGAAAAAUGAAAGAACCAACAAAUGUUUCAGAACUGAGAAGUUUCCUUGGAACCGUAAACCAGCUGGGAAAGUUCAUCCCUCAGCUGGCAGAAAGAGAUAAACCUCUGAGAGACCUUCUUUCUAAAAAGAACCACUGGGUGUGGGAUGUCGACCAGGCUCAAGCAUUCAAAGACCUUAAAGAUUCUUUGUCUUCACCUCCUGUUUUGGUCAUGUAUGAUCCAAAUCGUGACAGCAAAGUUUCAGCCGAUGCAUCAUCAUACGGACUGGGGAGCGUCCUACUACAGAAAUGGGAGAACGACUGGCGACCCGUGGCUUAUAUCUCUCGAGCUCUCACGCAAACAGAGCAGAGGUACGCUCAAAUAGAGAAAGAAGCUCUAGCCCUUACUUGGGCUUGCGAAAGGUUCAGGAACUUCCUCAUUGGAAAGCACUUCCAGAUGGAGACUGACCACAAACCUCUCCUGAGCUUGUUGGGGUCUCAACAGUUAGACGCACUUCCACCACGGAUCCAGCGGUUCAAGAUGCGGCUCAUGCGUUAUUCCUACUCCAUAUCGCAUGUGCCAGGAAAGAGUCUGUGGACAGCGGACAUGUUAUCACGUGCUCCCAUAACACAUAAGGAAACACCAGAGGACAAGGAGCUGCUGGAGGACACAAAUAUAUAUGUGGACAGUAUAAUGGAGAACUUGCCAGCAAGCACCUCCUACUUGGAACACCUGAGACAAGAGCUGAAACUGGACAGCGUCUGUGCACGAGUGAUGCAACUCUGCGAGCAAGGAUGGCCGUCACACUACAACGGUGAGCCAGCAAUUCGACCCUACUGGGUGGAACGAGCAUCACUCUCAGUGCAUGAUGGACUGUUACUCAAGGGCGACAGACUUGUUAUCCCUUCAUCGAUGAGAAAUGACGUGCUCACAACUCUGCAUGAAGGUCACCAAGGAGUAGUGAAAUGCCGGGAACGUGCACGGCAGUCUGUGUGGUGGCCUGGAUUAAGCCAGCAGAUAAAUGAGUUAGUUCUGUACUGCAGGAUCUGCAUCAAAGAAAGAUGUAACCCCGCAGAGCCGCUGUUGCCAACACAGUACCCGGGGAGGCCGUGGCAAAAACUGGGUGCAGAUCUGUUCAUGCUUGGAACUAAAACUUACCUGCUGGACUGCUUUCAAUGCACAGACUGGCAAGUCUUCAAAGAAGCAGCUACGUAUGAGGGAAAGGUGAACCUAGAGGAAUACACCUCCUCUGUCCUGGGAUUUAUCUCCAAGUGUCCCAGUGAUGUCGCUACCACAAAGUUCUACGCACACUUUGAGGAUCCUGCUGUACCACCACCCUUCACCAAACUCGCCACUCCACCAGGUGAUAUGCCCCUCAAAGUGUCCGCAGCUGAUGUGAGCAGGACCCUUAAAGGAAUUAACCCCCGCAAAGCUGCUGGCCCCGAUAACAUCCCAGGAAAGGUGCUGAAGGACUGUGUAUCUGAGCUGUCUGAGGGUUCAACAGUUACGGGGCUUGAUGACUACCGACCCAUAGCACUGACCCCGGUAGUCAUGAAGUGCUUCGAGAGGCUGGUUAUGGCCCAUAUAAGGAACAACAUUGAUGCCACUGUGGACCCACAGCAGUUCGGUUACAAGGAGAACCGCUCCACUGAUGAUGCCAUCUCAUCUGUGGUCCACACAGCCCUUCAGCACAUGGAGGGCAGGAACACCUAUAGUCAUGGCCAGAAGUUUUGA
Oryzias melastigma (Indian medaka) is the source of this 3614-nucleotide messenger RNA. RefSeq lists its product as uncharacterized. Gene Ontology annotation, molecular function: zinc ion binding; nucleic acid binding. The record is from RefSeq and is a predicted model, not a curated record. Lineage: Eukaryota; Metazoa; Chordata; Actinopteri; Beloniformes; Adrianichthyidae.